AUGGUGGAGGCCAACAAAACAUCCUUCGUUGACAAGGAUGCAUCAAAAUCGGCCACUCGAAUCACAGAGAAUGGGAAUGGCGCUACGACGACGACUUCGUCGGCCACCAGCAGCCCGGCUUCCGGCGCUGCGAGUCCGAGUCCGCCACCGAUAGCGAUCCUCAAAGAAGCGAAAUUUGGGGGCUUCAACCAUAUUUCACAUGGGGAUAGGAGGAAACGCUUGGACGCGCCGCCUCCGCUUCCAUUCGAUCUCCGAGAUCACGUAUUCUCAAUAUCAAUAUUCACCUUGCUGGCCCUUGCAGAGUGUUGUUUCGUUCCUAUCGGGUUGUAUUAUGGGUUGACGUAUGGUACAACUCUGAGGCCGGGCCUCGUUUUCGCUGUCAUUACCAGCCUUUUCGGAUUUGUGAGCGGCUACGAGUUUGGCAUGCGCUCGUGGCGCAUCAUGCGAUAUGGCGACGGCUACAGACCCUUGUAUGGCAGUCAAUUCUUCCGGGGGUUUGACGCGACCCAAUAUGUGCUGUUGACUCCAUUCACGGUGAUGACAAUUAUUUUGAUCAUAUUCAGCAUUCCUCACAAUCCGUCGGUCAAAGCAUUGGCUCUGCCAAUGCCCGUUGGCAUGAUCAAUCUGGGGCUGAUCUUCAUCCUCAACGGCAUAGCCGCCGAGCGUCGCUGGAGAUUGAUGCAUUUCAGACUCAGCUCCCACGUCAGAAACACGGUCUGUCCUCCCCUCACAUUCGUCUUCAUGGAAGAUGUGUGUGCGGUCGACGGAAAAGGCGGAAAGAAGUAUAGGAAGGCAGCCAUGGCUCGGUACAAUGCCUCUCCUCAGUUUCGAGCCUUGCUCCUCCACAUGCUUUGGUUCUGGUCCAUUUCUGCUACAGUCGUUGGCGCCGGCUUGAUUGCAGUGAUAUGGCUUGUUAGCAAUGAUGUUGCUUAUGGUGUUGGGUGGGGUGUGCCGUCGGUGUGGGCUCUGCUCUGGACGUGGUUGACGAUCAUCUGGGUGCAGAGGGCGCUUCGCAUUGAGAAAGCUACCUGGGUAACAGGCCAGGAGUACUCGGCGUGA
Messenger RNA from Fonsecaea erecta, 1059 nucleotides. RefSeq lists its product as hypothetical. The coding region runs from base 1 to 1059 and encodes 352 amino acids. The transcript is spliced from 2 exons. NCBI's taxonomy places the organism in Eukaryota, Fungi, Ascomycota, Eurotiomycetes, Chaetothyriales, Herpotrichiellaceae. The record is from RefSeq and is a predicted model, not a curated record.